Molecule: messenger RNA, 2323 nt
Organism: Thermothielavioides terrestris NRRL 8126
Lineage: Eukaryota; Fungi; Ascomycota; Sordariomycetes; Sordariales; Chaetomiaceae
Exons: 1
Coding region: 311-2020 (569 amino acids)
Biological process (GO): rRNA methylation
Cellular component (GO): mitochondrion
Molecular function (GO): RNA binding; RNA methyltransferase activity
Source: RefSeq, a predicted model, not a curated record
GCAGGGGAUCGGUUGUGUGCUGUGUUCAAUGCUGCGGCUGCUGGAAGGUCAAGAAUCGCAUCUCAAAAAUGAUGGCGGCUUGAAAGUUGAACUCGACUGAUUCCGGCAAUUUCACUCACAACAGCUGGUGUCCUAUCCUUACAUACAAAUCUUGUAGACAUUUGCGUACUUCACCUGCAACGCACCCGCACCCCACACAGAUCGCCUGACAUCGCACAACGGCCACUACCAUCGACACAGCAGAGGUGCUGUCAACGCCUCGGCAACCUGCGACCAGGGCAGCCUCUGCCUCAAGGGGGCCUCUGGCAGCAUGACAUUAUCCCUGGCCUGCAGAGCGGCGAGACCGUCACUGCUGGCCGGCUCAGUUACUCGAGUGUCACUCACCGCCGUCGUCUCAUCAAGAUAUGUCUCGCUGUCCGCCAUCCACAAGGGCCUGGUCGAGUCCGAGAAGGCGCGGCCACAAGGACCUCGGGCCGACAAGCUCAGCAGUCUGGCAGAAGGCGGCGCAAAGCGGAUGACAUACGCUGAGAGGCAGAAAGCCAGAGAGCAAUUGGCCAGGGAGAGGCCGACCUACAAGAUCCGCAAGGGCAAGAAGGACAUCACCGAGUACCCAGACAAGGCCAAGCCAAAGCCCCGGGGCCCCUCGGUGUACCAGCUGAAGGCGAAGAAGUUGCACGAGGAGCUGAAGACCCUGCUGCUGGCGAAGGCCCAUGGCGAAUCCCCAGACUCGCCUUUUCAGCCCACCGGGCCACGGCCGGACUUGGCGGACAGGCCGCGCCGGACCAUCCUCUCGCGCCUACGAGCGCGCGAUAGCGCACGGGGCGGAGAUACCGAAGAUGUCAAGGACGUGGCUGCCGAACUGAGACGCACAAGCACCAGCGGUGUCUCCAGCCGAGCCGCCGACAGCGCCGCCCGUGUGGAGCGGGCACCGCCCAGCAGGGACGCGGACUCCUUCCGAGCAGACAGAGGCGCUUCCCGCAGAGACAGGGGCGCCUCCGCGCCGAGGAGCAGCAGCCCGAGCCAGCACACAAAAGACCGCGAGCCGCUCUCGAUCCCUUACACCACGGCCGCGUCGCAAUUCCUCUACGGCAAGGCCGUGGUCGAGGCCGCGCUGCGCGCGUCGCGCCGCAAGCUCUACAAGCUCUACAUCUACGGCGGCGCCAACCGCCAGAACGCCUCGGACGACGCGCUCAUCCAGGGGCUCGCCAAGCGCCGGGGCGUCCCCGUCACCAUCAUGGGCGAAGACGGCGCGCGGCUGAUGGACAAGAUGGCCUCGUCGCGGCCGCACAACGGCUUCGUGCUCGAGGCGUCGCCGCUGCCGCAGCCACCCGUGACCGCGCUCGGCCCGGGGCCGGACGACUACGCGGCCAGGCCGGGCUACCGGGUCGAGCUGGGCCACCAGUCGGCCGAGGAGGCGGCCAUCAACGGCAGGCCCGACUUCUUCCCGGCGCCGGCGGCGACGCACCGGCCGCUGGUCGUCGUGCUCGACCGCGUGCUCGACCCGGGCAACCUGGGCGCGAUCCUGCGCACGGUGGCCUUCCUGGGCGCCGCGGCGGUGGGCAUCACGCGGCGGGGGUCCGCGACGCUGACGCCGGUCGCGCUCAAGGCGUCGGCGGGCGCCGCCGAGACCCUGCCGCUGUUCAGCAUCGCGUCGCUGCCCGACUUCAUAGGCGCGUCGCGCGCCAACGGCUGGACCGUCUACGCCGCCGUGGCCGAGGCCCCCCCGCGCGGCGCCAAGCAGAGGCGGAACGUGGAUCUGCGGGACAUCGAGGAGGCGGACCCGCUCCGCAGGGAGCCCUGCGUGCUGCUGCUGGGCAACGAGGGCGAGGGGCUGAGCAGGUUCGUCGUCCAGAAGGCCGACUACGAGGUGAACAUCCCCAACAUGUCCGCAUCGGCGGCCGUGGACAGCUUGAAUGUCAGCGUGGCGGCGGGGCUGCUGUGCUCGGCCUUUCUGAAGGGCACCGCGCGGGCGCGGGAGCUGGCGGUCGCCGAGGGCACGGCGAAGCAGAGUUUGUGGUAACUAGUCAGGGGCUGUUUGUAUGAAUACUGUACAAGUAUGCGGGCGGAUACAGUUUGGAUAGACGGAGUUGGUGUAGAUGUAUGAUAGGAUACCCUUAUACUGCGGUACAUGUCGUGAUGUAACUUCAGGGGGUGAAUGUAAACAUAAUACUCGGUUCGCAGCCCGUUGUGAGCUCCACGCGGCGUACGGAUCUGUACUGUGGUGUGUAUUCCGUAUUCUGUACAGUACGAUAUGCAGGGUCUGACAGGGGUGAGCCGCUGCCACGUUUUUGACGCUGGAUCCAUAGGUUCCGAGCAUUGGAAC